This is a messenger RNA of Strongyloides ratti, 1380 nucleotides long. RefSeq names its product Cytochrome P450 18a1. Gene Ontology annotation, cellular component: intracellular membrane-bounded organelle; cytoplasm. The transcript has a single exon. Bases 1 to 1380 code for a protein of 459 amino acids. NCBI's taxonomy places the organism in Eukaryota, Metazoa, Nematoda, Chromadorea, Rhabditida, Strongyloididae. Gene Ontology annotation, molecular function: iron ion binding; oxidoreductase activity, acting on paired donors, with incorporation or reduction of molecular oxygen, reduced flavin or flavoprotein as one donor, and incorporation of one atom of oxygen; heme binding. Gene Ontology annotation, biological process: xenobiotic metabolic process. The record is from RefSeq and is a predicted model, not a curated record.
AUGUUAGAUGUUGUAAAAAAUCCACCUGGUUAUGAUGCAUUUAUUAAAUGGAAGAAAAAGUAUGGCAAUAUUUAUACUUAUUGGUUUGGAAGUCAACAUGUUAUAGCAAUUUGUGAUUAUGAUUUAAUGGUUUCAACAUUUGUUAAAGAUGGUGAUAAUUUUAGUGGAAGAAAUACAUUUCAUUUGAUGGAUGAAGAUGUUCGUGGUGGUGAAAAUUAUGGUCUACUAGUUUCUGAUGGAUGGCAAUGGAGGGAACAAAGAAGAUUUACCAUACAUACCUUUAGAAAUUUUGGAAUGGGAAAAAAUUUGAUGGAAGAAAGAAUCUUAAAUGAAAUUGUCUUUCUUUUUAAUGAUAUUGAAAAAACAAAUAACAUGAAUGAUAUAUUUUUAAUGAGAAACAUUGAUUUUUGUGUUGCUUCAAUUAUUAAUAGUUUAUUAUUAGGAUAUAGAUUUGAUGGUGGAGCAAACAAUAAAGAAUAUAUAAGAUUAAAAAUAUUGACAGAAAAUCAUACAAAAUUAAUGUCUUCUGGUAUUGUUGCAACACUUCUUUCUGGACCAAGAUUUUUAAAAUAUUUACCAAUUUUUAAUAGUGUAUAUAAAAAGAUUAUUCAAAAUAAAGAUCAAAUGUUUUCUUUUAUUGAAAAACAAAUAGAAAAAAAUAUGAAAAAUGUUGAUCAUUUUGGAGAACCUACUAACUAUGUGGAGGCUUACUUAAAAGAAAUGCAUAAUAGAAAAAAUGAGAAUAGUUCAUUUUCAAUGAAUCAAUUAAAAAAUGUAAUUAUGGAUUUAAGGACAGCUGGUACAGAUACAACAUCAAAUACAAUUUCUUGGGGAAUUGCUUAUAUAUUACAUAACCCGGAAGUUCAAGAAAAAAUUCAUGAAGAAUUUGAUAACAUAAUAAAUUCUGAUCGUUUGAUAACUAUAAAAGACAAAGACAGUCUAAAAUAUACAAGUGCUGUGGUAAAUGAAACACAAAGAAUGGCUAAUUUAAUUCCACAAAAUGUUUUACAUAGAACAUAUAAAGAUACCAUGGUAAAUAAUAUAUUUAUUCCAAAAGGAUCAUGUGUAAUACCACAAAUAUCAACAUUAUUAUAUGAUGAAAAAAUAUUUCCUGAUCCAUAUAAAUUUAAUCCAGAUAGAUGGUUAGAUGAAAAUAAAAAUCUUAAAAAAGUAGAACAAUUUAUUCCAUUUUCAUUAGGUAAACGUCAAUGUCUUGGAGAAAGCCUAGCUAAAAUGGAACUUUUUUUAAUAAUAGCAAAUAUUUUUAAUCGAUAUAAAAUAGAUGUACCAGAAUCUAAAAAAUUUCCCUCAUUACACAAACAAAUGAGUUUUACUGUUUGCCCAGAACCAUAUAAUGUAUCAUUAAAAUUAAGAUUAUGA